AUGAAGACAGAGGAGACGGCAGACGACUUGCGUCCAGCGCCCAGCAGCAGCUUCAGCUACAUCGCCUCACCUCCUAUCUGCCUCGUUGUAGGCGACAUCAGCGUAGCCUAUGCUGAGUUCUUCGUGCAUCAGUCUCUGAUAUGCCUGCGAAGCGAGUUCUUUGUCAAGGCUCUCAGAGGCCAAGGCUCGGCUUCCAACGAGCGUACGGUGUCACUCCCAGAUUGUGAUCCCGAGACCGUCUCUCCUGACCUGGCCCAGACCAACAAACUACCACCCAGAGACCUUGCAGCACACUCCAGCAACAUGACAGACAAGUAUUUCACGCUUGGCAAACUGUACGUCCUCGCAGUGAAGCUUCUCGAUGCCAUCGCCCAGAACACUGUUCUCGACGAGCUCCAUGUACGCGACCGGGAGCAGGAAGACGAGGGUGUCCACAGCCAGCCUAGCCCAGAGACAAUACGAACAAUCUACUGCGAUACGCCGGGUGGCAGUAAGGCGCGUGAGUGGCUCGUAGAUUUAUACGCCAACCACAUCAGCGACGGAGCAUCGUUGAACUUGAUGAUCAUCUUCUGUCCGCGCCCUGCUCAACUCUUGUCCGUCAAGAAGGAGCUUGCAGAGACGAAGACAAAGGCUGAAACGUACCUGAAGGUUACGGUGCAGCAGGGAGCUCAAUUCGCGAAGACUGAGACACAGCUCAGGGAAAGACUUGCACAAACCGAGGGACAGCUGAAGGCAAAGACGGAAUUGUGUGAAGGCAUGCGCAAAGACAUGAACACCAUGCAAGGCCAACGCGACCAGGCCUGGAAAGUAAAGGCUGGCUUGGAAGAAGACCUAAGAAAGGCAAAUGCAGAGGUGGCGGUGUCGAAGCGUCGUGUAACACCCACUUGGGACAGACCGACCUCAGAUGUAUACCGACCUCGUUGA
Molecule: messenger RNA, 924 nt
Organism: Didymella exigua CBS 183.55
Lineage: Eukaryota; Fungi; Ascomycota; Dothideomycetes; Pleosporales; Didymellaceae
Exons: 4
Coding region: 1-924 (307 amino acids)
Source: RefSeq, a predicted model, not a curated record